Molecule: messenger RNA, 1701 nt
Organism: Elgaria multicarinata webbii
Lineage: Eukaryota; Metazoa; Chordata; Lepidosauria; Squamata; Anguidae
Product: zinc finger and SCAN domain-containing protein 20-like
Exons: 5
Coding region: 1-1701 (566 amino acids)
Source: RefSeq, a predicted model, not a curated record
AUGAAGGGGAGAAAACCUGCAGGCCCAGAACUAGAAGAAGGACCACUCAGAGCAGGAGAAGCCUCCAGUCCAGUUCAGCCGGAAUAUGCGACAGAGCGAUCAGGAUGGGACCCAUCACAAGAGGGCAAAGGGGAACCAUCCAGGGGGAUUCAAGAGCGCUGGGAUGCCCAAUGGCAGGAGUUCCUGAGGACACUGCAGCCCCUUCACACAACAUGGGGAAGCCCAGGGAUGUCAGAGAUGGUGCCAUGGGAUGAUGCCAAGUCCUUCCUGGCCUCCUUUGAGCAAGUGGCCAAGGCCUUCCGGUGGCCUAGAGGAGAGUGGGCGGUCCGGCUCCUGCCAGCACUGAGCGAGGAAGCAGAAGAGGCCUUCCAAAGCCUGGAAGCCAGAGAUCAGGAGGACUAUGGGAAAGUGAAAGCGGCCAUCUUGCGAGGGGAAGCCCUGAGGAUGGAGGUGCAGCGCCAGCACUUCAGGCAAUUCUGCUGCCAGGAAGUCAGAGACCCCCGAAGGAUUCACAGCCAAGUCCAGGAGCUUUGCCGGCAGUGGCUGAAGCCGGAGAGACACAGCAAGGAGCAGAUCCUGGAGCUGCUGAUCCUGGAGCAGUUCCUGGCCAGCCUGCCAGUGGACCUCCAGGGCUGGAUCCGGGCAGGAGGGCCGGACACCUGCUCCCAGGCUGUGGCCCUGGCCGAGGACUUCCUCACGAACCAGAAAGAGGCUGUGACAGCUACCCUGCAGGGGCCGCUGAAGGAGGAGUUUGAAGAACCCUCAGAUCCUGUGAAGGGACAGAUCUACAAAGAACCUGAGCAAAACGGUGAUGCUACAUUGGAAGAGACGGAUGGCCGUGGAAGUCACCUGUGUUUGCAGAUCGUCAGCCCAGAUUUGCCCCAGCCAGCCCAACAGACCACAGUCUGUCAAGUCCUGCAGGAGGACGGGGGGAACGUGGAGCCUUUAGGCGACAGGAAGGGAAGUAAGGUCAAGAUGGAGGAUUGUCAGUAUGGAGGAAAUGAGCCACACGGUAUGUCUGGGAAAGCAUCACAGAUGGACCAAGCGAAUGUGCUGGAGACAGCUGAGAUGCACAAAGAAGGAUGCAAGUCCAGUAAGGGACAGGAGACGGAGGCAGAGGGAAGAGACAAUACAUGUCAUAAAGUCACGGAAGAUCUUACAGCUGUGAUUCGCCCACCUUCCAACAUGCCCAUGUUCUCCAAGUACGGUAGAAGAUAUCGCUACAAGUUACAACAUGAUAUGAUAGAUGCCGGGGAGGAUCAGGACGAACGCCCCAUGACAGAUGAAAAUCUCCACCAAAAUCCACGCUUUGAUCAGUGUCAACGAACAAUUAAAGGAAGGUGUAAAUCUGAAUUUUCUGAGAAUGGCAACAAGGGUAAUUUGAAUCGACUUCAGAUUAACCACCCAGAAGAGAAAUCUCAAAUCUCUACUGACUGUGUACAGAACUUGAUUUAUACAAAGUUACUAAAGCUUAAUCAAGAAAUUGAAAGUCUGGGGAGACCAUAUGAAUGUUCUCAUUGUAGCAAAUGCUUCGACCUGAGAGAAGAAUUGAUGACUCAUGAGCAGCUUCAUACUGGAGGGAGGAGGCGUGAAGACCCCCAGCCUGAGCAAAUCUUCACUAGACACGAGAAAAUUGAUACUAUAUUGAAACCAUACGAAUGCUCUGAGUGUGGGAAGUGCUUCAAUGAUAGAGGCAAGUGA